Messenger RNA from Alternaria alternata, 1683 nucleotides. RefSeq lists its product as hypothetical. The coding region runs from base 1 to 1683 and encodes 560 amino acids. The record is from RefSeq and is a predicted model, not a curated record. The transcript has 4 exons. Lineage: Eukaryota; Fungi; Ascomycota; Dothideomycetes; Pleosporales; Pleosporaceae. Gene Ontology annotation, molecular function: protein binding.
AUGAGCAGCCACAUAAGCAACCCUUCUUCUAGAGUUGAGCUCGUUGAAGAUGUGAAGCGAAUUAUACUGGGUUAUCUCUCACUCUACACUGAUCUACAGGCGCUUUGCCUGACUUCAAAGAGCUGGAAUCGCAUCGCCACAGAGUACUUGUACAGGAGGGUUGUGCUCGAAGUUCGUGCUCAGGACGGCCAACUGGCUCUAUUCCGUCAAUGUGUUGAUUCUGGCGCACGAAAGCACUUGGUGCACACACGAAGCUUGAGCCUACUCAACUUACUGCCAUGGGAGUUUGGAACCGUCUCAUCAGCGGAUUGUCCGAUGGAUGAAGCGACCAGAAAUGCUUUGAUGUCAGGGAUUUUGCAAGAUAUCCCCUCCAACAAGCUCCGAGAGUUCCGUUACGUUGCUUGGGACCAUGGUUAUAUGGACCCGAACCUCGUAAGCCUUCUCAAAGAGCACCAGCAGUCUAUCGACAGUCUGCACGUGUUGCGUGGUGACUCCCGCAAGCUCAUAUCCCCAAAAACGCGUCGCGUUACUGUUGCUUUCCGCGGAGAACACGACCAGACACAUAAAUUUUUGCAGUUUGCUCUAGCACUACCUGCGCUCGAUUCACUUUCGAUACUUUUCCUGGAGGGAUGGACCCAGAAAGUUCAUAAAUACUGGGGCGAUGGUCACAACAUUAGUGCAUUUGCAGACCAGAAGAUUGUAGCGCGCACACUCAUGCUUGAUGGUUGUAUGCCUGACACGUUCGAUUCUGCCCUCCCUUACGUCUUCGAUUUGUCGCGAGUGACUAAGCUAGCUCUCUCAGAUUGCAAAUUGGAUCUACUGCAACACCUAUCCAGCUCACGCGAACUACAGAACCUGACAGACGUCGAAAUACGGACCCCAGAACAUUUCGAUGAAACUGCAGGCGAGAACGCAAGAGCGCUGUUUUUGAAGAACCAAAGUCUUCAGCACCUCCGUCUCCACAUCAAUGGCCUCCACAGUGUAUCUCUGGACCCCCAAGAUACACCAGAUGCAACACCAUAUCUGUGGCCGCUGCAUCCGAGGCUCAAGACGCUUUCACUGUUAGAUCUAUAUCGUGAGGGGGAUAACGAGCACUUUCCUUUUAUAGUUGAACCAGAGUUUCAACAGAUAUGCAGUCACUUUAGCGCCUUGGAACAACUCGGUCUGUGUUUCUAUGACUUCGAUAUCCCUAGAAGUGAGGCGGAGAAAAGGUUUUCCUACGUAAUCAAGAUUCUGGAACCAAUCGAAAGACUCAAGAAUCUCAAGAUCCUACAUCUUUACCAGGACCGAGUUAGAACUGUGCGUCCAUCCACUCCUCAAGUGCAUAUUUGCGAAAUUCAUCAAGAGUUCGCUACACGGUUCUUCCAAUGGGCGCAUCAUCGAUGUCCUUUACUUGAGGUUCUCAUAUGGGGUACUUAUGAAGAGAAUUUCCACCAAGAGGCGUGGCAGGUGACUGAAGAUGCAAAGCAAGGACGAGAUACUUCUGACUGUGGCGUAGACCGUGCGCCACAACAAUGCUUCGUGAAGAAGUUGGUAGAGCUGGAAGACGGUACUUCCCAGAUCGCAGGAGCGAGUAGGGUCACCCGGAGUCGAAUUCGACAUGACUUCCCGGAACUGCAAAUACUGAGCUACGAGACCGGCAGACAUAUCGAAACUCGCCUGGCGGAUGAAGCCGUACGUUGA